AUGGCUAAACAACAUUUAAAUAUUUAUCUUAUUAUUUNUUUUGAAUAUUGUUCAAUUGAAAACUUGAAAAGAGAGAUACGAAUACAAAGGAAAUUGAAUCAUCCAAAUAUUACUUAAUUAUUCCAUUAUUUUGAAGAUAAGGAUAAAGUUUAUCUUAUUUUAGAGUAUGCAGAACAUGGCUCCCUCUUUUAAUUAUUAACAAAAAAAGGAAAAUUAUAAGAAAACGAAGCAUUAAAGUUUUUUAAGUAAACUUGUUUAGGAAUAGAUUAUUUGCAUCAACAAAAUAUUAUUCACAGAGAUCUCAAAGUAAGUCUUUUUAAAUAAUAUGUAGCCUGAAAAUAUAUUAUUAGAUGUAGCAGAUAAUGUCAAGAUUUGUGAUUUUGGUUGGUCAGCUGAAAAUCUAGGUUCAAAAAAAAGAAAUACAUUCUGUGGAACAAUAGAUUAUAUGGCUCCUGAAAUGAUUGAAGAUAGACCUCAUGAUCAUACUCUAGAUAUAUGGUGUUUAGGCAUUUUAUUAUAUGAAUUAUUACAUGGUGAAGCACCAUUCAAAGGGAAGAAUGAUAUUGAAAGAUGUAAUAAUAUUGUUAAGAUCAAUUACUAAAUUUCUGAUAAUUGUUUGAGUUCGGAUGUUAAAAAUCUAAUUACUGGUCUAAUUAAAUAUUAAUAAAAAGAUAGAUUGACGAUGAAAUAGAUCCUAAAUCAUGCAUGGCUCAAUAAAAAUGAAUUUGAAUUGGAUUAGUUACCAACCUCAUAAAAUAGAGUCAGAGUCUAUGGAAAUACUUUACAUUAAGAAAAUUAAUAUUUCUCUAAAUCUACAGCUACUUCUCAACAAUCUUUCAUGAGGUAAAAUAUAAUACUCUAAACACAAACUGAACAAUCUAUUUAAGAUUACAAAUAGUAAUAUCGACGGAGCAGACAUUCUGAUUCAUAAAAAAAAGAAAUAAGAGCAUACACAACAAAGUAAAAAAAAGAAACCUUUAUGCACAAGUUGCUGAUUGCUUUAGGCUGUGUUAAAAGAGAAUCCUAUACUGAUGCAAAUUUCAAAGAUACUUAAAAAUAAUGA
Messenger RNA from Paramecium sonneborni, 1063 nucleotides. NCBI's taxonomy places the organism in Eukaryota, Ciliophora, Oligohymenophorea, Peniculida, Parameciidae. The record is from the annotation of a GenBank genome assembly.